AAACUUAAUUUCUCUGUUUAUUUUCCCCUCUCACUUGCUUCUCCUAGCUUCAUGUGCACAUAGGAUCGUAGCAAGACCUAUCCACACGCUCAAGGUACGUGUGGUGCGUGCAGAACCGGUAGGAUCAAGAAUCCAUGGAGCGGUCGCCGCCGGCGCUGGUGGAGGUACCCAAAUUCUUCGUGUGUCCGAUCUCGCUGGAGGUCAUGCGGGACCCGGUCACGCUGUCCUCGGGGAUCACCUACGACCGGGACAGCAUCGAGCGCUGGGUGUUCACCGACGGGCACGGGGACUGCCCCGUCACCAAGCUGCAGCUGGGCGCGGCCGACUUGGAGCCCACGCCCAACCACACGCUCCGACGGCUCAUCCAGGCCUGGUGCGCCGCGCACGCCGUCGAGCGGUUCCCCACCCCGCGCCCGCCAGUCGACGCCGACCGCGUCGCCGCGAUCGUCGACGAGGCGGGCCGGGGCGGCCAGCAGGAGCUCCUAGCCGCGCUCCGGGAGCUCGCGGACAUCGUCAGCGAGAGCGACCGCAACCGGCGCUGCGUCGAGGGCUCGCCCGGCGCCGUGGAUUUCCUCGUGUCCGUCGUUAAGAAGCACGCAGCGGGCACACGCAAGCCUGUUGGCGGAUCCCAAGGUGAGAUGUGCGGUAUGCUGGAUUCACCGAAGGCGAGCUCGCCGGAAGAGGCGUCUUUGAGCAUUCUGCAUUCGCUUAAGCUCUCCGAGGAGAGCCUGAAGAGAGUCUUAGGCGGCAGCGAUGAUUUCUUGGACACCUUAGCGUCCGUGCUGCGGUGGCCGAGCUACCGGUCGCGCACGUACGGUAUCCACCUGCUGAAGGCGGCGUUGUCGGCGAUGUCGCCGUCACGACUGAGCUCGGCGAAUGCCGAGCUGGUCGACGGCGUGGUGAGGGUGGUGGCGGACAGGACGUUGUCUCCCAAGGAGGUCAAGAUGGCACUACACGUGCUCUGCCGGCUUUGCCCGUGGGGCCGGAACCGCAUCAAGGCGGUCGAGGCCGGCGCCGUGGCGGCGAUCGUGGAGCUGCUCCUCAACGAGGGGUGCGGCAACAGCAACGGCGGCGGAGGCAAUCGGGCAUGCGAGCUAGCGGCGGUGGCCAUUGACCAUCUGUGCGGCUGCGCAGAAGGGCGUCUGGAGCUGGUGGCUCACCCGGCAGGGCUCGCGGUAGUGGCGAGGGCGGCGACGCGGCUGUCCCCUCCAGGCACCGAGAGCGCGGUGCGCGCGCUGCACGCGGUGGCAAGGCACUCGGCGACCCCCGCGGUGCUGCAGGAGAUGCUGGCCGUAGGUGUGGUGGCGAGGCUGCUGUACCUGGUGCAGGCCGGCACCGACGGCGAGCGAUCGAGGGAGAGGGCAAAGGAGAUGCUCAAGAUGCACGCCAGGGUCUGGAGGGGCUCGCCGUGCUUGGCCUCGCACUUGGCAUCCUACCCUUGUUGAUAUCGCAUGAGGCUACUGAGCAAGAUCGAAGCAUUUGGUGAUCAUUCUCACCUUCUAGGCUCUUGUUCGUCUCAUCAUACUAUUCGUUGUAAAUCGACAAACCUUUUUCUUUGCUUCAUUUUUGCAUUUAAAGAUUGUAUUAAUUCUUAAACCAAAAGGUUAAUUUGAUGUAUAACUUCCCA
This is a messenger RNA of Phragmites australis (common reed), 1627 nucleotides long. RefSeq names its product E3 ubiquitin-protein ligase PUB23-like. Gene Ontology annotation, biological process: protein ubiquitination. Bases 135 to 1445 code for a protein of 436 amino acids. Lineage: Eukaryota; Viridiplantae; Streptophyta; Magnoliopsida; Poales; Poaceae. The transcript has a single exon. The record is from RefSeq and is a predicted model, not a curated record. Gene Ontology annotation, molecular function: ubiquitin protein ligase activity.